Messenger RNA from Cylicocyclus nassatus, 501 nucleotides. NCBI's taxonomy places the organism in Eukaryota, Metazoa, Nematoda, Chromadorea, Rhabditida, Strongylidae. The record is from the annotation of a GenBank genome assembly.
AUGGCUUCGCUCUUCUUCAACGUCCGUCAGCAGCGCCAGAGGAACGUCCGUUAUGAACGCCUCCAUCCUUCCUCUGUGUUCCAGCAGAACGAUCGCAUCUUCUACUCGAAGUAUAGGUUUCGCAGAGAAGAUGUUAAAAAGAUCGUGAGGAUGCUCGAACCGCUGCUGCCGGAUGCAGGGCUGGAGCCUUGGGAGAUCAGCAAAGAGGACCAGCUGAGUUUUGGGGUGUGUCAGAAGGCUGUGAGUGACGUCGUCACCCGGGUAAUGGAUGCUCUCAACCAUCCAACAAUAGAGGCCCGCUUCCUCCGCUUCUGGCCGUCGGACGAGCGCUGGUGCUUGCGAAGGUCUCAAGAAUUCGCUAGAUCUCGAGAUUCACAAAUGUCAUUGGAUGUGUCGAUGGCUGUUUCAUCCGAAUCCAGCGCCCUAUCAACUUCGGCAACCACUACUACUAACGAAAGGCUUGUUGCGCAGUCAAAGCCCGCUUCAACAAGCAUUAGAUAG